AUGGUACCCACAGAUCCUACUUUCCCUUUGGUUCCUGUCGCGAACUUGUUGUGUGCGGUCGGCCUGUUGGCGCUGCUGAUAGUCAACUUUGUCAGGAGGUCGCAUGCUUACAACUUCGCAGUCAACAUCCUAGCUCUCGCUCUCUUCUUCGAAACCUUGUUCAUUGGGAUCAACGCAAUUAUAUGGGCUGACAAUGCCGACCUCAAGGCCUUCGUGUACUGUGACAUUGUAACUCACGUGCAAGUGUUCUCAUACAUAGCGAAGCCAGCUUGCACGCUGUUGAUCACCCGACAACUCUAUCACGUUACGACAUCAAGAUCUCUGGAUAACAACUUCAUCAAGCAGCGAAGACGGGACAUCACCAUCGAACUUGCGAUUGGUGUAGGGUUGCCUGUCCUAGUUGCUGGCGCUCUAUAUUAUAUCGUCCAGCCCUCGCGGUUCAUGAUAGUCGAAGCGUUCGGCUGCUUCAGCGUAUCGGAAACGAUCGGCCUGUCCAUCCUGCUCAUGCCCUCGUGGAUCGUCACUCUGCCUCUGUUCUCGGCCAUAUACUACUGUCCGCGCAUCAUAAGGUUCUUCAUGGGACGCAGGAAGCUGCACGCCGAGGCCCAAUCGCAGGAGUUCGACAACCCUCGCCAAGCGUGGCAUGAUGGGGGCGUGCGCCUCCUGAUCCUCGGGUGCCUUGAUAUCAUCUUGACCCUUCCCAUGGGGGCCUUCAACCUUGGUGAUGGGAUAUACGGCGCAGUGUCCGGGGGAGACUUCAUCUUCUAUCCCGGAUGGGCCGCUAUGCACGCGGACUGGGCGCCUUUCUCGUACUCGUACGCGGAACUUAAGCUUGAUGGUCGCCUAGGUCUCAUCGAACAAUAUAUGGCUAUCUCGACUUCUGUCAUCCUAGGAUAUGCUAUCAUCGCGCUAUUCGGUUUUGCAAAGCCUGCCAGGGCGGUAUACGGGCAGCUCUUUUGGGCUAUCAUCAGCCUCGUCGGGAUCAAACCGCCCGAGAGACAAGAUCCCAUGGCCGACGGGCAAUCCCUGCACUUUAAGACCAACGUCAUCGAGUCAACAGCGGGUGACUACACAGCGACAGCGCCGUCCGGCGGCCCGCCCACGAUUGGCGCUGUGACCUUGGCUUAUGCUUCUACGUUUAGUCUAGGCCAUUAUUCCAAAGGUAGCAAUGCCGUCGAGACUACGGGCAAAGACAUACACGCUGCAUAA
Messenger RNA from Peniophora sp. CBMAI 1063, 1209 nucleotides. Lineage: Eukaryota; Fungi; Basidiomycota; Agaricomycetes; Russulales; Peniophoraceae. The record is from the annotation of a GenBank genome assembly.